Messenger RNA from Mastomys coucha (southern multimammate mouse), 1634 nucleotides. It is a transcript of the gene Ier2, whose product is annotated as immediate early response 2. Bases 203 to 871 code for a protein of 222 amino acids. The transcript has a single exon. Lineage: Eukaryota; Metazoa; Chordata; Mammalia; Rodentia; Muridae. The record is from RefSeq and is a predicted model, not a curated record.
AGCCACCGUGGAAAGCCCGGAUGAGGCCCUCUGAUUGGGCGUGGCGUUUCAGUGACGUCACUCUUACUAUAUUAAAAGGGCUCCGGCUCGCUGCCCCCGCCGGAACGUCUAGCCCUGUUACCAGCCUGAGUGUGUGUCGUCUGGAAAGCACCGCCCGUCUCAAUCCGCUCUCGAUCUAACUACACUCUCGUCGAAAACAAGGAUGGAAGUCCAAAAAGAAGCCCAGCGCAUCAUGACCCUGUCGGUUUGGAAGAUGUACCACUCUCGCAUGCAGCGAGGUGGCUUGCGCCUCCACCGGAGUCUGCAGCUGUCGCUCGUUAUGCGCAGCGCUCGCGAGCUCUACCUCUCAGCCAAGGUAGAAGCCCACCAGCCCGAGUUCCCGCCACCCCGCAGGGCCCUGGACCCUCGCCUGCACCCGCCGCGGGAAGCCGAAGCUGCGGUGGAAGCCGCGUCCCCCGACGCCGAGCAGCCUCCGGAGCCCAUGGAUACGCAGGAGGAAGCGCUGCGAGUCCAGGAGACUCCCGCGCUCUGCCACCCGCCCCCCGCUAGGGUCAGCCGCAAGCGCCGGAGCAGCAGCGACUUGAGCGACGGCAGUGAUGCCGGACUGGUCCCGAGCAAGAAGGCCCGUCUGGAAGGAGGGGACGGGGAGGCGACGUCGGAGGUUCCCGAUCGCCUGCAGCUUCCUCCGGCACAAAGCGAAGGCGCCUUCCCUAACCUCGCCCGCGUCCUCCAAAGGCGCUUCUCCAGUCUCCUGAACUGUGGACCCGCCGCCGUGCCCCCGCCGACGCCCCCAACGUGCGAGGCCAAGCCAGCCUGCCGCCCGGCCGACAACAUGCUCAGCGUGCUGGUGCGAGCCGUGGUGGCCUUCUGAGGAUUACGGGCGGCGCCAUCGGAGCCGAGAACGCACCCCCGAGGCGAAGGCCGGCGGGGGCCCGUGAAGAAGAGCGGCGCGCGGCCCGAGUUGCCGACAGGCCAGGGAGAGAACUGAGGAGCUAGGGGCGCGGGCGCCUUCUCCCAGACGUGCGUCCAUGGGUGCUAUUUAAGGACUGUCCCUUCCCCGGCUUGGAGAAGGGACGCCCGGGUCUUGAAUCUCAGGGUCGGACUCUAGGGGCCAGGCUGCCCAUUCAAGGCCGUUUCCCUACCAUUCGCGUUUCGGCCCCUACAAGUGGGCACGCUUGUGCAAGCGGUCAGAGUUGCGUCACGGGACUGACGCGGGUGCUUCCUGUUGCCUUGCGUGGGUGUGGGGCCUGGGAGGAGGCCAGGGUGUGGACCCGCCCUAGGGACUGGGAAGUGACUUGAGUCACCUCGCCCCCACAGGCUGCUGUGGGUGAGCCAGCCUUCGGCUGAGAACUUGAACUGAACCAAUCAAAUCUUUUCUGCGAUCCGUGUUGAAGCGGCUGGAGACCCCGGGACUGGUCACCUGGCGAGGAUCACCGCGGGAAGGGUGGUUGAUUGGUCGCAGUUGCUGUCGUAGACACGGCCUCUUCGGGCAGGAAAGAAAAAAAAAAUUUUCUUUACCAGCGUGUUUAAGAAAGUCUGUUUACUUUCCCCACGGUGGGUUGUGUUUAAUUCCCAACUACCUGGAGUUUUACAGCGUCAGCUAGGAAAAUAAAAGACCAUCGGUGUAAAACGCA